AUGUUGUACACGACACUACCCGAUAAAUUGAGGGUGCUGACGGAGAAUGGUGAACAGCUGCUCACUAGAUUACAUACUUCAAGAUAUGUGUUGCAGAGUGCAAAGACAAGACCAUUAUUCUUGAAUGAUGAGAAGAUUGGUCGUGCUAUUAAGAACUUGAUGGGCAAGUUCCCAGACUUCCCCGAGCUCGACAAGGUUCAGGGCGCAGAGCUAUUGACGACUCGCGCCAAACAGUACAUCGAGGACUUGGAGCCCCAUUACGAGGCGUUGGUCGACGCCUGCGACUGGAAGGAGGCCGCCUUCCAGCUGCUGCAGGAGAUCGCCGGACACACCGUCGCGCUGAGGUUCACCUCGUCCAUCCAGCUGGCGUCGAUAUUUAUAGAGCUGGUCGUCAUCUACACCAAGCUCCACAUCAUGCUGUCAAACAUCAACGAUCGUCGCGUUGUGAUGGCAGUGUACGCGCGACUCAUCCAGCACCAGCGCUCGCAGGUCGAGCCCAACUAUGCACGCGUCGUCCGCUGGCUCAUUGAGUACAGCGACACGCCCGUCAAGCGCAUCCAGGACGAGUUCAGAGUGCUGAACGACACGAUUGGCACGGUGUUGGCAUCGCUCGAGCCUACCUAUGCCAAGCGUCGCUUCAUCACACAAUUGCGUCGCGACGGUGCACUCAAUCUCAUCCUCAAGCCCGAGGACAUUGCACGUCCCAUUCAAGACCAAUAUCGCACCGACAUGCUAUACGCCUCGCGCAUCCAUCAAUGGAUUCUCUACGGACACCUUGUCGCGCCAGGUACCCUAUCAACGCCCAACUCAAUCGAGCUAGUCAAGUUUGCCUUGUCUGAGGGAUACAACUUGCCCGUCUACAAGGAGAUCUCAUUCGCAGUCCACAAUGAGUACAGCGCUUUGUUCAAGAGUUACAAGAGCAAGACGAUUCAGUUGCAGAAGCAGAAGAAGGUGAUUGCAGAGGCUGCACAGGCCGCUGCACAGGAGUCACAGCGUAAGCAUCAUGAGCGCAGGAUCUACUUGAGACAGGAGCUCGAGGCAAUGUGGAACCUAUUCCGCGACAAGCCAUGUCUAUUGGCGCCCAAGAUCAAUGUGUUGUUGGCGGCGCUGUCGCUGGCCAAGGAGGAGGUGUUCUGGUACUUCCGCCACCUGGACUCGGUGCCACCCGAGAAGGUCAAGAAGUUCCACAACAAACAGAAUGAUAUUCGCGACAGGCGCAUCAGUGCGUUGCUCUACUACAGCUACCACCUGGUCAACUUGGUCAAGGCCAACAGGAAGAUCAUUCAGAGCUACUACAUUGAGUACAUUGCUGGCGCCGACACGCUAGGCAUCGCCAAGGUAGCAGGCACACCCCAGCUCACUCAGGUGCUCAGCCCACAAGCCAACGAGCUGCUCGCGAGCAUUGUAGGCGAGCUGGGUGGAGUGUCGUUGGACGCCUUCAAUCGUGGCACCGAGUUCAACUUCCAGAGCUGGCGCGACAGAUGGUGCAGCCUCGAGUACUUGCUGUUCAACAGCUCAUGUCAACUCAAGGAGUCAGAGUCAUCACAGCUCACCAGCCGUCUCAACCUCAUCUACAUCCACUCGCUGAACGUCGAUCAGCUCGACCAGAUGUUGGAGCAUUACGCCAACAUGUCGGGUCUUUGGUCGUUCAAGGAUGCAGUCACUGCUGCAUUUGACGUGGCCGUGGCCGACUCACUUGACCAACCUUCUCAAUCAAUGAUCUACCUCAGACUGCUGUCGCAGUUCCCACUCGAGGUAGCCACGCCCUACUAUCCCGAGGAGAAGGAGCAAAUUGGAAAGGAGUGUGUUGAGCUCGCCUCCAACUACCUCGCCAAGAUCUCCUCAAGGAUUGUCAACGCGCUGUCCAACGCCGUGGCCAAUCAGUAUCAGAGCAAUGAGGCACAGUUGUCCGAUGUGAACGCAGCCUAUUCAAUGCUCCAGAAGCGCAAGGAGUGGAAGGCACCCAAGGACUUUGUGCCACCAGUCGAACCCGGCUCAGAGUCGAUCCAUCGUGCACGCGUCAACCUCGAGCAACUGCGUCAGACUGAGAAGAACGCAUUCCAGUUGUGUAACGCGCUGAACGAGUUUAUCGACGUUGUUGUAUACGAUCAUGUGUUUGUGCCACGCGAGUUCUUGCGCGAGCGUCUGGGCGCCACGCUCAAGACCUACAUGCGCCACAGCCUUGCGCCGACUGUCCCCACCGACCCGUCGACCAUCAAUCGUCCAUCAAUCAUUGAGCGCCAGCUCAAGGUGUUCCUAGGCGUGCUCGUGAUGGUCGAGAACUACCUCGACAUUGACAUUGGCGACCUGAUCCGUCAGACCCUCCUGACCGAGUUCUACGCCAAGGCCCUCGGCACAUGUGGCCGCAUCGACUGGUUCCCCCAGGGCGACAUUGAGUACGCCGAGGCCGCCAUGCACUCAUUCACCAACUACUACUUUGACUUUAUCGUUAAGCGAUCGUCGCAGCUGGGCAUUGUCUACUCGCCUGGCCGUCUUGGAUUCCUCUCGCGUGCCGGCCUACCACUCAAGGCCGAGGACCACUGCGACUUUGUCGAGAUUAGAGCGUUCACAAACAUGGUCGGACCCUAUGGAGUCAAGCUGGUGGAGCGCGAACUGCUACGCCACGUCCUGACACAGGCCACCGCGCUCAAGGACCUGCUAACGUCAAACUUGGCCGCACUCGAGGAGUACUCUGGCAACUACUACAAGCCCAAGGGCAUCGACACACUCAAGCGAUUCAAACAGGCUGAUCUCGAUAACUUCAUCUCGCGAUCAAUGUCCAUUGGAAACGCGCUCAACCUGCGUGAGAUGAUGCGCGAGGCUGUCUGCGCCAACAACAGCGAGAACAUCCCAUUCAUUCACAAGACAGUCGAAGCAGCCUUUAUGGAGUACAACCGCAACACCUUUAUGUUCCCAGAGUUCCUGGGCGUGGACACGUUGGCCCUGGACUCGGGACUGGACGUCAGCGUCGCCGACCAGUACCUCAAGGUAUUCCUGCGAAAGCUGUGCACAGAGAAUGACAAGCGCGUCUGGGAGCAGCUGCCCGUCAUGUAUGCCGUGUGCUUCAACAGCACUUAUUGGCGCGAUGCCUUCUUCCGCACAUCGAUUGAGGGAUACUCCAACAAUACGCACGUACUCUCCAAGACCAUCAGCGACCUACUCAUUGCCAUUGGUGCCAUCAACAGUCUAUCAGCCAACGAGGCGGACAUUGUUGUCAAUCUUCAACGUUUCCUCGAGAUCUCCUCAAUCCAACUUCUUAGAAUGUUCAAGCCAACUCAGAAGCAUCUACCAAAUGAUCCACCCUCUGUUGUUAUAUUCCUAGAGAAGUUCACUGCUGAUUGUCCAUUGUUGAACAAGGAUAACCUUGAGCAAUACUUGCCAUACACAUUCAUCAGGGACAUGUACAAGUCAAUCUAUGAGGUCAAGCCAAGCAAGCAAAGCGAAGGCGGUUCUGAUUCAAACUUCUAA
Acytostelium subglobosum LB1 is the source of this 3468-nucleotide messenger RNA. RefSeq lists its product as hypothetical. The transcript is spliced from 3 exons. Gene Ontology annotation, cellular component: SCAR complex. The coding region runs from base 1 to 3468 and encodes 1155 amino acids. The record is from RefSeq and is a predicted model, not a curated record. Gene Ontology annotation, biological process: cortical actin cytoskeleton organization; cell migration; cell morphogenesis. NCBI's taxonomy places the organism in Eukaryota, Evosea, Eumycetozoa, Acytosteliales, Acytosteliaceae.